CCUUCGGAGCCGGUCGACGAUUCGACCUCAUCUUUGCCAGCGUCCUUCGCGUUUACACAACGACGCCCAUGUCGAUGGCCGAGGAAACUAGAUUCGCGGGUGCACGGGAUUGCGCAAAGCCUCACCCUGAUGGAUAGCAAACUCGAACCUGGGCCAUGUUCAACUUUUUCUCGUCUCCUCGCCUAUUCUCUACUACACCACCACUUCUCUCUCACACAUCUCAACAUGAUCCAUUCUCCACAUCAACACAGCCAACAUGCAUCCGUCAAUCGCUAGGUUUGCUCGAAUCGUUCCUGCACGACGAACAUUGAUCCCCAUCUACAGUCAUCGAAGAAUCCAGGAUCCGCACCGAUAUCCUUACACAUCACCUUUUGUGGCCAAAGUCGACCAAGAGGCCUUGGAAGAAGUCAUGAAGAACAUCGUACAAUUGCCAAAAGUCAACGAGGAGUUGCAAAAAGCCAACGGGGAGUCGGAAGCGCUUAUGGAGAAGCUUAUUAUCCAGUUGCAACUCCAAUUGCAACGCGCCGAACGUCGAUCGUUCUGGGGGCUCUUCUUCUAGAUCGAGAACGCUAUCAAAUAUAAGUCAUUCUGACUCCAAGCCUGU
This is a messenger RNA of Colletotrichum phormii, 604 nucleotides long. RefSeq lists its product as uncharacterized. The coding region runs from base 257 to 559 and encodes 100 amino acids. Lineage: Eukaryota; Fungi; Ascomycota; Sordariomycetes; Glomerellales; Glomerellaceae. The transcript is spliced from 2 exons. The record is from RefSeq and is a predicted model, not a curated record.